Molecule: messenger RNA, 4509 nt
Organism: Suillus subalutaceus
Lineage: Eukaryota; Fungi; Basidiomycota; Agaricomycetes; Boletales; Suillaceae
Exons: 10
Coding region: 88-4179 (1363 amino acids)
Biological process (GO): deadenylation-independent decapping of nuclear-transcribed mRNA
Cellular component (GO): P-body
Molecular function (GO): protein binding
Source: RefSeq, a predicted model, not a curated record
GCUAACCUCGUGUGUUCAACGAGGCUAAAUCGUUCAGUUUUUUGUUUCAAACGAUUCUCAGCUCUGUUAGCUGCGAACGUUCUGAUAAUGGAACAAUCCAAUCUUCAUGACAAGCUUUUCUCAAGAGGAAGCGUCACUCCACCUCCUUCAACUCAUCUUGAUUCAUUGUUUCAAUCUAUCACAACUCACGGAAAUUCAGCCCCUGCUACUCCAAGCAUGAUUGCUGACGAUGAUUCAGCUUCAGCUCCAGCUGUCUCUGCAUCUCCAGCUGAUAGGCAGAGUGCUCUCCUUUCCAUGUUGUAUCCUGCUGCAACCCCGACAUCUGCUAUGAGACCACUUCAACAGUCUCAGCAAAUUCCAUCUCCUCCUGCUUCCUCUAUAAGAUCAGGUCAAUCACCUUCAAAUAGCAGCGAAACUCAAGGAAAGAUCCUCCUAGAACAGCUCAUGGGUACCGCUCCCCGCUCUAAUUUUUCGGAGCCUCCUCCACAACAAAUGUCGACUUUGCCCCCUGCCGCCAGUCCCCAGUUCCAGUCCUCUAUGGGACAGUCGUCCAUGCCGCAGUCUUCUAUCGGAGACACUUACCAUAUCAAUGAGGGCCCUUACAUCCCACAAGAGCAGCCCAGGGAUACACAACCCAUCCCCCAGCCCCAGCAGCUCACGCCCUCUCCCCGCAAGUCCAUGUUCGAAUUUGUUUCUCCUUUCGAUGCUCUUGACUCCACCUCCACCGUAAAGAAGAAGCCUGUCGCCGUAGGUUCCGGAAGUGCAUCCAGCACAAACGAGGAUUCGUGGACAUCCGCUUCCCUAGGCUCUCUCAACGACCCGAAGCGCAAGUCGGUCGAGAACCUUAUGGACCAGUUGACUAGGUCCCAGCAGUCCUAUCCCUCUGCACAGGCUCCAUCUCCUACCUAUGACCCUUAUAGCACCACAGAUGAGUAUUCCCAGGUGGAAUCACAGCCGACCCCUCAGCAACAGUCCCUCCAACCUCGUACUAUGCCCCCGCCCCCUCCUCUUCCUCCAAAGCCUGGCCGUGCGUCGCCCCCUAGGGGCUCUCCCCCGAAGCCUGCUGCACAGCAGCCACGUCCACAGCCACGCCCUGUCGAGUCACCUCUCGGUCAGGCUCCUAUCCUGCCUGCGAGGCGAGACAAGGACGUCUCACCUGGCCCUCGCAACACCUGGAAGAAUGAACCCAGAGGCAAAGGUCCUGCCAAAGGAAAGGUACAGACGAGUCCGAGCUCGCAACCUCAAACUAUCGUAUUCGAUGUAUCGCAGCCGCUGGACGACGUGCAGGCUCCUAGAGACGCUGUGAAAUCUACCGCAAUUGCUUUGGUCAAGCAGGACUCUGUGUUCUUGCCUGGUACGACCAUUGGUGCUACUCAUUGGAUUGCGUAUGCCAUGACCAAGGGCCGUGUUCGUGUCAUUUCGCGGUCGAGCGGUGAUCGCACUCUACUUCAGCUGCCGACCGUCUUUGCACCUUCUACGUCGGUCAUUGAUAUGGCUGUGUACGGUAACAGGCUGGCGGGCGUCACCUCCGAUGGUGGAUUUGUCGUGUGGGAACUACCUGAGGUCAUCACCGAUGAUGUACCCGGACGACUAUUGUUGUGCAUCGUCCCCAGCGCUGACGCGGACCCUCUUCACUCCGUAAAAUGGCACCCUAAACAACCCGACACUCUGGCAGUGGCUUCUGAGACUAAAAUGUAUUUACUUGAUCUAGCGGACGCUGCGCGUACUUUUAGAGGAGAGCCUUUGCCACAAGUUGAAUUGAACCGUAUUUCUCAAGUAUUUUCGGUGCCAUCGCGCCUGGUCGCGUUUGAUUUCGAUGUUCCUCAUUUCGCGCUGGCUACUAUUUCCGAGGACUCCACUCUCACUCUGUGGAACGUCCAUGACAAGAUGCCUUUCUGGACCCACCGCGUUCGCGGCGAUGACGUCCCCUCAUCUUUGACAUUCAUCGACGAUGGUAUCGUCAUCGGGAGGAGGAACGGCACCGUGUUCCAGCUCCUCUCCGUCAUCACCAAGAACGUCCUCUCCACGUUCAGGUUCGUCAACGGAAGCAAAGAAGACCCCGAUAUGUUCGGACAUGUCAACUACGACUCCCGAAUCCAGACGCUCUGGGUUGCCAACAACCGGCGCGACAGUCUUAUUGCCUUGCGCAUCGGGUUCGACGUCAGCGCCUCGUCUUCGGGCGAACUUGUUCGCGGCGGGUUCUUCGAGCAAGUCGUCGAGUUCUCCGGGCCGAAACCGACCAUCCACUUUGUGAUACUCUCAGCAGAUGCAGACCCCACGGGCGAUGAAGCGCAUGCGGCAUGUGUAGCUGCUAAACUCCCACCCGGUGACCUCGCGCUCGUCGCGUUCUCCGUGCAUUCUACUGGUGUCGAUCAAGUCCUGAUUAGGAAAGAGUGGUACGAUGCGGCUGUGCUGAACGCUCCUGGAAAGUUCCCGCCUUAUAUGCCUGCGGCCCCCGUGGAAGCAAAGGGUACGGGGCGUCAGAUGCCUCCUGCGCCCGCGAGCAUCGGUGGACCUGGGCCUGGGCCUGCUCCUGUGCCAGCCACACAGCCCUCUGUGUCUGGGUCCGGAAGCGUUAUCCCACCUCGUACACUCCGAACCCCUCCCUCCGAAGAACUCGAGGGUGAUAUCGCACGUGAUGAAGUCCGUGCGCAGGAAGGCAAGGGAAAGAACGUCCGAGGGAAGAACGUGGCGUUUAGGGAUCGCGAAGCUGCGAAUUUAAACUUGAAGGAAGCGGAGAAGUUGACGAGCUUCAAGGGCGAUGUGGGCACUAGUAGUGAUACUGGGAUUGCACUAGUCGUCACUAAGGAGAUCAAAAAGAGCGAGGAGAGCUUGCAUACGCGUAUUGGACGGUUGAUUGGGAAGGAGAUGGAUAAGCAACACCAACGGAUGGAAGAAGCGCGCGUCCAAGAGCAGGCUGAGGAUUUCAAUCGACAGGAAAAAAUUCUGAAGUUGAUAUCGACGGAGCUUACGAGGAAUACCACGAGGGUUGUCGAGAUGGCUGUCAAAGCUGAAGUCCAGAACUCGGUGUUGCCUGCGCUGGAGCAUAUCACGAGGACGGAAGUCCGGGCUGCUCUUAAUGAGCAUGUUGGGAGAGGUUUGACUGAGUUCAUCCAGAAUAGCCUUCCGAAUGAGAUCGAGAAGCUGCUUUUGCGCCCUGAUAUUUCGAACCAUUUCGCUAGUAUCCUCUCGACGAAUCUGAACCCUCUUAUCGAGCGGUACAUCAAGGACUCUGUCACGAAGAACAUCAUCCCUACGUACUCUCAGCAGACUUCGGCUAUGCACCAGGAUAUCCUUCGGGAGAUGAGGGCGGAGAUUUUGAAUGUGAAGAAGGAUUCCAUGUCAUGGCAGACUGAAGCUGCGCGGAGCCAGGAGUCCUUGAUCAGAGAUCUUGAGCAUUCCGUCAGGAUGCUGUCCGACCAAGUCAAGUUCUUAUCGCUGAACUCAGUUGCAAGCCAUCGGAUGGCAACUGGCGGUUCUCCCGUUCCUAGCGUCUCAAACAUGAGUUCUAUGAGUCAAGGCAUGCACCGCUCCCAGAACCUCCCUCCCGCAACGACGCAGGCCCCAGUAUAUGGCUCCCAAUCCCUUGGUUCGUUCGCUCAACAACCACAACCGACGCAAAUGCACACACACGCUACGUGGUACCCUUCGACGAUCGCUGCGCCUCAAGCGUCCCACCCCAUCGCGCCUCCCCAACCGCCUCCCCCACCACCGUUGUCCCAGCGGUCUCCUCCUGCUCAGCAUGAUGCAUGGGAAGACACGUAUAUGGCGGUUCUGGGGACACAGGAUCCGAAGCAGCUGAGGGAGCUCCUUGCGAGGUCGAGUCCGGAGGUUGUGAUGCCUAUGGACCGGAAGGGGCCGUUGUCUAUGGCUGUUAUUUUGUCGAUUUUGCACCGGCUCGCUACUAUAAUUGCGGAGACGCCUCCUGUGGACGAAGCCUUCAAGUCGUCUUUAUGGUGGAUGCAACGCACUGCUACUGUUUUGAAUAUUAACGAGCCUCUAAUCGCUCCAUACGUCGCGCGAGUAGUCCCGAACGUGAAGGCUACGCUGAAUACUACCAAGCAGCGAUUGUCGAUUCUCCCUGGUGGUCCUCAGACAAUGGAUGCGGCGCGGACCAUUUCCGAGAUUCUGGAUAUUCUGGGUCGGAAGAGCGUGUCUACGCCGCAGGGGGGUCUUUAAGGGUUGAUUCUUGUCUCUAAGGGUCGUCCUUUGUCUCUGAGAAGGCUGCCCUAUUCGCAUGCACACAAAAACAUGCAAACAUAAUCCAACGUGAUGCACGAUGCACGAUCACCACCAUUCUUUUUACACCAUUUCUUUUCCCUAGCGACGAUAAAUGUUACGAAUGCCUCUAGGCUCAUGAAAUUUUUCCUACGCAUGUUUUUGUUUUUGGUGCUGACUGCUUGCUGCUUCGCUGACUGUUGACUGCUCUCGAUGAUACGUACCUAUCAUACAUACUUCGUGUUUCGUUUGUUGUAGUGCAGAUUUGAAUCACAUGUCAUGAUAAUUCUC